Molecule: messenger RNA, 786 nt
Organism: Beauveria bassiana ARSEF 2860
Lineage: Eukaryota; Fungi; Ascomycota; Sordariomycetes; Hypocreales; Cordycipitaceae
Product: ribosomal protein L7Ae
Exons: 2
Coding region: 1-786 (261 amino acids)
Biological process (GO): ribosome biogenesis
Cellular component (GO): ribonucleoprotein complex
Source: RefSeq, a predicted model, not a curated record
AUGGCCGCCGAACGCCCCGACAAGAAGGAAAAGAAGGAGAAGAAGGAGAAGCGCGCCAGCGAGGAGUCGGGCGUGAAAAAGGACAAAAAGGACAAAAAGGAAAAGAAGGACAAGAAGGACAAGCUCGCCGCCGCCGUCGAGGACAAGAUUCAGCAGGACGCCGCCGCCGCUGCCAAGCCGUCCAAGAAGGAGAAGAAGAAGGCGGCUGCGGCUGCCGACGAUAACUCGGACUCGGACAUGGAGGACGGCGACAAGGCUGCGGAGCUGCCGCUCGAGCGCACAGUGGUGCCGUUUGCAAUCCCCGUCGCGGACGACAAGGGCAUGAAGAAGGUCUACAAGACGAUUCGCAAGUCCGCCAAGAACAACACCCUCAAGCGCGGCGUCAAGGAGGUCGUCAAGACGCUCCGCAAGUCCCCCAUCGGCGGCCCCUCCAGCACCGCCUUUCCCGGCAUCGUCGUCAUCGCCGGUGAUAUUUCCCCCGCCGACGUAAUCUCCCACAUCCCCGUGCUCUGCGAGGACCACAACGUGCCCUUCAUCUUUGUCACCUCGCGCGCCGAACUUGGCGCCGCCGCCAAGACGAAGCGCCCGACGUCGGUCGUCAUGAUUAUGGAGAAGCAGGACGGCAAGAAGAAGAAGAGCGGCAAAAAGGACGGCGAGGAGAAGGAGGGAGCCGCGGCGGCGGAGGACGGCGAGGACUUUGGCGAGGCGUACGCGUCGCUGGCCAAGUACGUGCAAAAGGAGUACCAGAAGCAAAGUUUCUGGGCCAAGGGCGAUUCUCAGGCGUAA